AGGGGGCGGAGCUCCGCGCUCCGGGAUUUAGGGACCCUGCCCCGGCCCGCCCACGCCUCUUAGAGCCCUGCCCGGCGACGGCAGCGAAAGCAGCAUCGCCGGAGGAGCGGCGACGGCGGCGGCACCGCUUCCUCCACCUCCUCGGGUGCCCAGAAAGGCCGCACUUGGCAGCGUCCAUGCGGGCCCGUGUUGGGGACGGCAGGUUAGUGACGAGUCGCGUUGGCCGGGUGGGGGGGGCGGGCAGGAGACGGAGACCCCCCCAAAGCCCCCCAGGACCCUCGCCAACGCCUCGGGCUGGCAGGGCGCACAGCGGCCGGGGAGAAGGGCUGCUGCGCAAAGCUGGGAGGGGGCGCGCUGCUGGUUUUUCCAAAGGGGGGAAAAACCCCCACCCCCACCCCCACCCCACGGGCUCCCGACCCCCACCCCUCAAUCCCAGGGCCUGGAUCCAUUCCUCAACGUGCUCGGGACAGGCGGGAUCAAACUUCCCAGCAAGUCCAGUUGGGCACUGGGCGCUGCUGCUGCUUGCACCCACGUUGGCGUUGCGAUAAAAGCCACGGCUUGGUGGCUUUGGGGGUGUCCCCACCGCCCCCUCCGCCUUUGAAAGCUUUGCCAAAGGCGGCUCUGCUCUGGUUGUCUCCCUCGCGCAUUCUUCCGAGAAAGGGGCGCUUCCAGGUUUUGGGGGUGGGAUUGGAAAGCGUGCCGGCGAAGUCGGGUUGCGCAAUGGGAAGUUUCCCCGAAGAUGGGAUUUCUUGCCGUAAGGAAAGUGGCGGGCGGGGGGGGCGGGGAGGAUCGCAGCGGAACUUGGAGGCGACGUCGUCUAAAGUCCCCGCCAACGAAUGCUCGUGAAAUACCCUGCGUCGUCUAAGCACCCAUGAGGAUAAGCCCUGGGGAUUUCUGACCAUUACAGCCUUUUUGAAAUUAGGCAGCCACCAAAGUAAGGUAAAGGGACCCCUGACCAUUAGGUCCAGUCGUGACCGACUCUGGGGUUGCGGCGCUCAUCUCGCUUUAUUGGCCAAGGGAGCCGGCGUCCAGCUUCCGGGUCAUGUGGCCAGCAUGACUAAGCCGCUUCUGGCGAACCAGAGCAGCGCACGGAAACGCCGUUUACCUUCCCGCCAGAGCGGUACCUAUUUAUCUACUUGCACGUUGAUGUGCUUUCGAACUGCUAGGUUGGCAGGAGCAGGGACUGAGCAAUAAGAGCUCACCCCGUCACGGGGAUUCGAACCGCCGACCUUCUGAUCGGCAAGUCCUAGGCUCUGUUGUUUUAACCCACAGCGCCACCCACGUCCCUAGCCACCAAAGUAGAUGCUUCAAAAACAAAAGUAGGGGUGGGGUGGAUCUGGGCGUGCUUAAAGAAGGCUCCACUGUAUGCCUUGGGUCUUAAUUUGCUUCGCUUUUGUGGGAAGGGGCAUCAGCCAAGUUUUCUCCACAAGGUUGCCAAAUUCCAUCAAGCCCACCCUUUCAUUCUCCUGCCUGUUUUUCACCACUUUGAAGUACAGUCAAUAUAAUUAAGCCCCUCUUGUUUAUUCUGCCCUGGUAACAGAUGCCCCCCCCCUACAUUUGUGAAGAAAAGCAAGGGCAGAUUUUUGUUUAGGACCCAAAAAGGCCCCACCUGGCCCUCUGCUCAUCCAUGAGCAGCAGGGAAAAGGCAGUCAUAUAGACCACCUUCUUUUGAUUUAUUUCCUAAGUACCCCAGUUGUUCUCUGAGAAAUGACAUCACCUUGCUGUUCUAUUGUUGAUUCCCAUGCAAUUAAACACUGAUUCUGACCCCUGUCUUACAGGAGGCGGGUGCGGGGUGGGGGUUGCCAACUUUUCACCUGGCCUCUCUAACUCUGCCUUCCACAGCCACCAGAUGUGCAGAUAUUAGCAGGUGAUGAAGUCUGUCCUAUGUGAAAGGCUUCCCCUACUGAUUUCUGCACAUCACAAUGCUGUCAAAAGCACAGUUCUCCGUGUGUGUGUGUGUGUGUCUGUUUGCUGCCCUGGAUGGACGGCUGACUGAGCUGUUGCAGAGCAGGCAGAGAGUCUGCUGAUUGAUUCUGUAAAUAAAAAUAAAUAAAAUGAUUAAAAUUUUAUUUUGUUCUGACCCCCUCCUUUGGCAUUCCUCACAGAACUCUAGCCCAAUAGUUGCCAUUAAUUUGAUUUGAACUGAUUUUAUAAUGAAAUGAUUUUAGAAUGUUGUAUUAUUUUACUGUUGUUAGCUGCUCUGAGCCCAGCUUCGGAUGGGGAGGGUGGGAUAUAAAUAAAUUUUUUUAUUAUUAUUAUUCACACAACCCCCUACCCCUCUGCUUUGAAAACAGCAGCACACAGAACUGGAAUUGGUAAGGUACCCCUGCCCGUACGGGCCAGUCGUGUCCGACUCUAGAGUUGUGCGCCCAUCUCACUUAAGAGGCCGGGGGCCAGCGCUGUCCGGAGACACUUCCGGGUCACGUGGCCAGCGUGAUGAAGCUGCUCUGGCGAACCGGCACCAGCGCAGCACACGGAAACGCUGUUUACCUUCCCGCUAUAAAGUGGUACCUAUUUAUCUAUUUGCACUUAGGGGUGCUUUCGAACUGCUAGGUGGGCAGGAGCCGGGACCGAAAGAUGGGAGCUCACCCCGCCGCGGGGAUUCGAACCGCCGACCAUGCGAUCAGCAAGCCCUAGGCACUGAGGUUUUACCCACAGCGCCACCCGCAUGCUGAAAAAUUCCACUCCCAUCCCACUAUCCUUUCCCCCCUUUCCCCAUUCCUUUGUUGCAGGAGCAAGUUGAUGUUAUUUGCUGAUAAUAUUUUUUUCCCUUUGUCCUUUCCUUCCCUCCCCCCCACUCCCUGACUGCUUCUUAUUACAACCACCACAGCUAAUACAGGACAGAACGCAUUGAGAAGAGUGAGAAAACUUUCCACCGCACCAGGAAGGUGACUCUGGAUGAUAAAAGAACCAAAUACGAUGGCUGCUCUGGAAGAUUCUGUUGGACCGCAACGUUACCGAGACUAGAGGCCUUUGGGUUACUUGCGCAAAUGUCCUCCUAAUCCUCACGGCGAAAUCGUGUCCCCGGCCUCCUUUUUUUGACACGGCUGUGCGGGGCGGGGAGCUAUGACUGGGAAAAUGGCAUCUAGCCUUACUUGUACUGGGGUAGUAUGGGCUUUUUUCUCCUUCCUCUGUGCCGGAGUCUCCUGCGUGGGCUUCUUCAUGCCUUACUGGCUUCUGGGCUCUCAGCUGGAGAAAUCGGUGUCCUUUGGCACUUUCCGGAGAUGCUCCUAUCCAGUACGAGACGAGAACCUCCAGAUCACGGUGAUGGUGGAACAGUGUGGACGCUAUGCAUCCUUCCAGGCCAUCCCAAGUGUGGAGUGGAGGAUCUGCACGGUGGUGACAGGUCUGGGCUGCGGUCUCCUCCUCCUGGUGGCCCUUACGGCACUCAUGGGAUGCUGCGUGUCAGAGCUUAUCUCCAGGACUGUGGGCAGGGUAGCUGGAGGACUCCAGUUCUUGGGCGGUGAGUAACAGUGAACUUUUGACCACGGAACCCGCCUUUCCGCCAGUACAGAAAACAGUGCCUAUGUUGUUCUCCUUGCGGAAUUGUCUUUGCGGCUUGAAUAUAUUUGUACGCUAAGUUUUCUGCCGGAUCCGACAUUUGCACUCGGUUAGGAAUGGGAAAGGCUGAUCUCAGCACAUCUCGAUUUCUAAACAUUCAAACGAGCAAGUGUGCUGCUUUUACAGUAUUGUAUUUAUUUAUUUUUUACAAUAUGGAAGAACGGAGCUGUUUCAGAGCUAGUCCUAAACUACGGCUCAUGAAGUGGCAGAUUCCUUUUUUCCGCCAUUACAGUACGUACAGGAAAAGGGUAUUUGACUGGUCGCCCAGUCCUAAUGUUUGUUUGGAAGAAAGCCCUAUUGAUUUUAAUGAGGCAAGCAAGCAGCAUGAUUGUAUCCACAUUUUACUGGGAAAUAAGGUCCUCUGUGUUUUAUUAGGACUUUUUGCUCUCAGUCAGGUUCAUGUGUAGAAUUGCAGACUUCCUUACUGGUAAACACAUAUUGGAUUGCAGCUCAUAUCAUGUUUGGUAGGUAGAUCCCGCAUAUUUUCCCUCUCCUUUUUAUUUUUUUUUAAAAGGGUCUUGGCUACUCGGUUUUACUCUUUCUGACCAUAUGGUUUUAAUUUUCGCUUUUCCUCUCUUUUUUUGUGGCAGCAGCACUCCCUACUUCUUUGUGUUCCUUCCACUCCACAACUGCUUCUAAUUCCAACCUCUGCAGCUGCUGUUGUGGAAGGAAAAACUUGAUCAAAAACUCCAAUUUCCCCUGUUCUUACGAUGUAGUUUUUGUGUUUGUGGUAAACUUGUGAUCCUGCAAUGGAGAAGAGUGAUUCUGGCUUCCUAACAGCUGCAUUGCUUCCACCUUAGCUAGCAUUCUUGAAGAUACCUAUCUUUACAGAAAACUCUGGGUUGCAGUUUGAGCACGGGGUGAACCAGGCCAGAGAGUACUAACAAAUGACAAUUGCAUUCUCAAAAGUACAGAGACAUGUUUCUGGCUGCUACUGGUGGUUCAUUUUCUUCACCAAUCCAAGCCUGAUUAAAGUGUAUGCAAAGUAGUCGUGGGGGAUGGCUGGAGGCAGAACAUUUUCUGCAUAAUCCCCCCUACUAUUAUUUUUCUGUAAUCUCUCCCCAUUUUUUAUUAUUUCGAAAUGAACUGGUAGAUAGCGGCAGCAUUUCCUUAGUGACAUUAAGAAAAUGAACACGGUAUAAGUCAAGAUGGACAACUGGAAUGGGUGCAGUACUAAUCAAAUCUAAAAUCAAAGUUGUAGUUCAGUUUUUUUGGUAACUGUCUAGAGGACGUGCCUAUAUUUAUGUCUACAGCUUCUCCAGCAGUUACCGGCAGUGGUUUUCAGUGCUGUCACUUUCCCUCUUAAAAUCUAAAUAAUGUCAGGGAAGUGUGUGCUAUUAGUUGUUGUGUCUUGAAAUAUUUACAAGUAAUUCUAAAAAUAGUUUCCAAGCAAGUCUUCAAAUUUCAUAAUAUUCAAACCACGCUAAGUGCAUUUUAUUGCACACACCCCCCCCCACAGUAUUUCCCUUCAGCUACUUUUGGCUUUGGGGUAUUGCUUCAGAUAGUAACACAGUAUAUAAAAUUCAAGACGGCAUGCAUUUUUAACUUUGUUUACAAAAUUUAAGUUGAAAAAAGGCUGUUAAAUUAGAUCUCUAUUCGAUUUAGGGCAGUGGAAAAAUCCACCAGGAGCCCCCUUACACUGGUGAAGACGCAAUGAAUGCCACAUCCGCAGUUGAAUAUUCUGUUUUGUGUAUGGCUUUACUUGCACUGAGCAUUGCCCUCAGUUGUAACAUAAAUUCCAUGUCCUGAGUUUUGACUGCAAGCUGCGAAAGUGUCUGAUUUCCAGACUGCCUUGUCUUGGGCUAUGUGUGGCCAGUUAACUUUUUCUGUUAAUUGAACAGUAUCUAACAAUGCUUUGCAUUCCUGUGAUUGUCCUUACACAAUGGUUACACAGUCAGAAUGUUGUUGUAGGCAUGCUGUUUUUUGGAGAGUGACGCAGCGCUGUGCCCUCAUGUGCAAGCUUAGCAGUUUGAAGUUUAUCUGGGCAAACAGGAAGAUUCUUCUCCUCUCCUCUUUUCUCUCUCUCUCUCAAUCUCUGUUUCUGUGGUUUAAGGCACUAAAAUUCAAAAGAAGCUACCGGACCCCAGUGCUUUAAAUCUGUCACCAAAUAAUCUUGUUAUAUAAUUAGUUUUGCAUCUCUAGCAAUGAGAGGUCCCCAGGCCUCUUCAGCUGAAAGGUCUGACAUGAAUUCAGGAUAUGUACCUCACACCGUCCGGUUUGUUUUAGGGCUUCUGCAUGUUAUAAUGGGUAUCUCUUCACAUUUCACCAUUUUGGUUACCAGAUUUUUUUCAAUGAAUCUGGGGACCCCCCUUUUUUGGGGGGGGGGGGAAGCUGAGUAGCAACAGGGAGUCAGUAGUGGGGAUGGUGAGGCAAAAGACCCUGGGCCGAAGCACACAUGCAUAUUGUAUAAAGGUGCAAAGCCCUUCUUUCGCACCCUGUGAAACAUAAAUGCUCUGAGUUUUUAAAAAACUGGGCAACGGCACCUGCCCGUGACUCCCGAGCCUCCCCCAAUCUCCUUCCCCCUUCCCCCUUUGUUUUGACUGAUCUUGGGAGUCGCAGGGUUUCCCAGUUUUUAAAAAACUCUGCACAUUUAUGUUUCACAGGGUGUGAAAGAAGUGCUUUGCACCUUGCCUGGCAGAGAAACCGCGCGCCUUGCGCCCCUCCUGGACAACGACCGUCUGCCCGCAACUCCUGAGCCUCCCCUGAUCUGUCAAAACAAAGGGAGAAGGGGGCAGGAGAUCUGUACCGCCGGAUGUCCCUGCUUUCCCCUCAGCAGUGGCAGCAAGCAGAUCCUGAAGCCAGCCAGAGCCAACUGUCUUACCAGACUGGCUCCAGGCUGCUGAGGCUGCCGCUGCCACGUUUCCCGGGGACAGAUUUGCAAAUCUGGGGACAUCUGGUAACCCUAAGCUAAACUGAUAAGCAACCCUACUCUACAACACACUAAGGUGGAAGUUGCACCUGUGCAGAUUAGCAAGUAUCCUAGGCUUCCUUGUCCGAAGACUAGCUAUGCCACAAGCAUGACAAUUGCAGCAACUAUGGCGGCCACCCAGAGACCACCCCCUCCAGUCACAACAUCAUCCACAGACAACACCCCUGAAUGAAAAGCACCAAUCAAUAGUCUUGUGAGGAAGGCAACCCUGGUUAAUGAUAACCCCUUGCUCCUCCAUCCGUUAGGCGAUGCCCAGGGAAUUGGGAGCAAAAGGCCUUCCCUACCUGAUGUUCUCAACCUGUAGCUCAGUGGGGUGUGUGUGGAAUGGGGGAACAUGGCAGAAUUUGGGAAGCAUGAGUUCAAAUGCUUGCGUAUUUUCAAAAACGAGGAGAAGCGCUCAGAAAUGUGUAUCCAAAUACAUACCUCAUACAAGUCCAAUUAUACAUACAUGACAUCUAAAAAGAGGAAUUUGAGAGGGGAAAGUUAGGAGGGUCUCUUUAACAUCUCAUGAAAGAGAAAUUGUGCUUCUCAUGAAAAGGCUGACACCUACACAGGAGAAAAAACAGUGGCGUUAAGAUAGGAGAAUGAAGUUUUUCUCUUCCAGUUCUACUGAUGUUGAAAUACAAUGCAUGCUUUAAAUAGUUAUGCAACAGUCAUUCCUUUAAGCUCCUUUAAAAAUAUUUAACCUAAGGGUUUUUUAUUUCGUCUGGAUUUAGUCUAAUCCUUAUUAAUAACUUCCGAACUACCAGCCCGCUUCUAGAAGAAUAGCAUUAUUACUUAAUAUUAGCAAAAAUAAAUAAAAUUUUAAAAAUCAAGAGCCUGCAACACAGACUUACUUAUUACGGCAUGUGGUUUCGCAAGUGAAAACCAUACUUGGUUGGAUACACUCUGGGGUCAAGUGAGAGAUUUGUAGAAUAGAAAUCUGCGAGGUAUUGCGAAAAGGAAAUAUUUGGCGGUGUAGUCUUCUCCUGCAUGGGCUCACGCAUUCCAGAGGUUGCUGGUUUCGCUUGAAAACAAGGUGGUGCAAACUCGGGCGCUCGCUCCAUUUUGUGGAGCAGAUUUGCUUGGCUGUGCUGCCAUUCUUCAACGCUCACACGUGCGGCGGUGGCAGUGCUGCGGCCUGCGUGAAAAAUAACAGGGGUGGCUUGCUCCCAUGGCAACCCACAUCCGUGCCCCUUGUGGGCCAUUGCUCUCUCUUGCCCUCCCUAGCGUGGGGCAGGCAGUUCACUGUAGGGCUUGAUAUUGAGACCAGAGAGAGUCACUCAGGGACGCCUCUGAUGCAAAGUUGGCUGAGGCCGGGAGGAGGAUGGGUUCAGAGAGAGAAAGGGGGUAUAAAUGCUAUUUCCUGUGCAGGCUGCUGCACUGCUAAAUUUGGAGAGCCAAAGCAACAGGAGAGCUCUCUUGCUGUUUUUGAUACUGCUCACGUAGUAAGUUGUAAGAGGAGAGACUUUAAAAGUCGUUUCCUUUAUGAAGCCUCCCUAGCAAGCUUUUCCAUUCCCUUUCCCUCAUUCUCUAGAUUGGCUUUUUCAUAUCUCUCUCGCAUAUCAACUAAUCCAUGGGUAGGCAACAGAAUCAUUCGACAAUUAAAAGAAAAUAUACUGGAUUGAUACAAAAGACUUUAAACAUUUAUAUUAUCAAAACAUUACGUACUCUAAACAGAGCUAUAAAAGUACCCCAAUAUACAAAUCAAGACAUUAAACAAUAAAAUUCAUAAGCUAAAAUCACAUGGCCACUAAUAUCUCAAAAAACAAUGUCAAUUAAUACAGUGUGCAAUUUAUACUCAGAGUUUGGUGACAAAGAUAGAACAUAGCCUGAUGUAGAUAGAUCUAAUCGCCUUCUAAAUCCGGGCCACGGAUGGUCCGGGAAUCAGUGUGUUUUUGCAUGAGUAGAAUGUGUCCUUUUAUUAAAAAUGCAUAUCUGGGUUAUUUGUGGGGCAUAGGAAUUUGUUCAUUUCCCUCCCCAAAAAUUAUAGUCCGGCCCCCCACAAGGUCUGAGGGACAGUGGACCGGCCCCCUGCUGAAAAAGUUUGCUAACCCCUGAGCUAAUCCCUCCCUCUCUAAGGUGAACAAAUGUGGCUUCCAGUUUCCCUCUUCCUCAAAUUUCUUCCUAUUUCCAAACACUUUCCUAGUGCCAUCCACCAUUCCUUUACCCCCAAAAUGUCUCCCACCUCAAGGCUACCUGAAAGGAGGAGUUGGUAGUCUUGGACUCUCUGAAGCACAUUUCAGAGCUGUAGCUCGUGGGGAACACGAUAAAAAGUUCAGGAUUUGCAUGAGGGAAGGAGGCAGGUCCAAGUGCCUUUGCAGAAAGCAGGCUUUGCAUGUGUGGAGGGACACUUCAAGCGCUCCUCCGCCUGCAAAUUCAAGUCAAAAAGAGGUAACAAAAACCCCAGGCUCCAAACAUUUUGGUCCAAUUUGCUUGCCUCCCCACUGGAGACGCCCCAAAUGUUGGGUGCUUCGUGUAAAAUAAAUAAUUUCAGGGCUGCGUCUCAUCAGGUGAAGCUUUAAUCCAGGGGUCAGCAACCAUUUUCAGCCGGGGGCCGCUCCACCGUCCCUCAGACCAUGUGGUGGGCCGGACUACAUUUUGAAAAAUAAAAAAUGAACAGAUUCCUAUGCCCCACAAAUAACCCAGAGAUGCAUUUUAAAUAAAAGCACACAUUCUACUCAUGUAAAAACACGCUGAUUCCCGGACCAUCUACGGGCCGGAUUUAGAAGGCGAUUGGGCCGGAUCCGGCCCAUGGGCCUUAGGUUGCCUACCCCUGUUCCAUGGCAAUUGGAGUACAUGAGCAAGACAGCCAGUCCUGAGCAGCUUUCCAUAGCAAAGCUACUAAUAGCAGCUUUUUAUUCUGCAAGCAUUGUAGAUGCACAUAUUGGAAAAUCCCCUGAAGGCUCAUUACAGUGCCUGAAGGGCAGAGGAACGCUUACAGCCCAAUGUGUCGUCCAUAUGUGGUUUUGUUUGCUCUGUGUUGGAGUGUUUGCCUCUGUUAUGAGACAUCUCUCCCUUCCUUCCUUCCUUCCUUUCUCUCUCUUUCUCCCUCUCUCCCUUAUUAUAUUUUUAUUCUGCUUUUCAGACAAAAAAAGAAAUCUCUCAAAGCAUCUCGCCGCAAUUAAAAUUCAGCACACAGUGCCCAGACAGGCAGGGUACAUAAAUGAAAAGAAGAAGGAGGCCCCGCCCUCGGGCUUACAAACUCAAAAAGACAAGACAACAGAAGGGGAAGGGAAGGGAGCUGGAGCGAAAAGAAAGAAAAGGGAGAUCAACAUGUCAGUGCCAGAACAAAGAGGUGUGUUGGGGAGGGACUGCCGCUCAGCGCAAAUGGAGCCCGUGCUUUUCCAGGUUCAAUUCCUGGCAUAUCCAAAUAAAAGGAAUCAGAAGGAGCUAAUGGGGCAAAUAGCCUGAGACUGCCGGUCAGAGUAGACAGCAUUGGGCUAGGAUGGACCAAUAAUAAUAAUAAUAUAAUAAUUUAUUAUUUGUACCCCACCCAUCUGGCUGGGCUUCCCCAGACACUCUGGGCGGCUUCCAACAAAGAUUAAAAAUACAGUGGUACCUCGGGUUAAGUACUUAAUUCGUUCCGGAGGUCCGUUCUUAACCUGAAACUGCUCUUAACCUGAAGCACCACUUUAGCUAAUGGGGCUUCCUGCUGCCGCUGCGCCGCCGGAGCACAAUUUCUGUUCUCAUCCCGAAACAAAGUUCUUAACCCAAGGUAAUAUUUCUGGGUUAGCAGAGUCUGUAACCUGAAGUGUAUGUAACCCGAGGUACCACUGUACAUUAAAAUGUCACACAUUAAAAACUUCCCUGAUCUGAUUUGGUAUAAGGCAGUUUCAUAUAUUCGUAAGCAGGGAUAUGCAACUAAUUUUUCUAAUUUUCCUGCAUGGGACCUUCCUUUCACAUCUGUGCUUGCAGGACAACUGACCAUUGGAACAGUGUUAUUUUGAGGAAGGAGCAGGCAGAGGAGGGAUAUUCCUGCCAGCUUCUCAUUCUUUGCUAGAAAAAUGCAACCUGUGCCAUUAAUAAAGAUAGUGCAACUCGUUGGCGACAAAUGGUGAAACGGGGAUAGAGCGCUGACACCCCGACUUCCUCAUUACUUCAUAUAAUAACAACGUUGAACUUACCCUUUUCUUGAAUCUUCUUGAACUUAUUAAAAAAAAAGAAAAAACGAAAAACUGAGUCAAGAAUUCGUGAGAACCUAGUAAAAUCUGAUAUUGCAAGUUCACUUUAUUUUAGGUAGUUUGUAAGUUUCCGUGGCACUUUGUAAGUAAUUGUCUCUUUCUCACAUAUUUGAUAAAUGGCGUAAAAUUAUUUUUGAACCACUGUGUGAAGAUUUGUCGCCAGCGUGCUGUACGAGUUGCACUAGCUUCUCAUUCUUUGGCUGAUAAUAUCUGGGGCCGGAUAAAAUUUGUGCGACGGAUGUUGAAUCCUAGAUGUAAAAAUGCCCCAUCUUCCCUAGUAAUCUGGUGUACUUCAGAAGAUGCAUGUGUAUAGAUUUUCAGAGUUCUGGCUAGCAUUGGAGUACCUCAACCACUUUAGGGUGCAGUUCAUGUCUUCUUGCUGCAAUUACAGUGGUACCUCGGGUCACAUACGCUUCUGGUUACAUACGCUUCAGGUUACAGACUCCGCUAACCCAGAAAUAUUGCUUCAGGUUGAGAAUAGAAAUUGUGCUCCUGCGGCGCGGCAGCAGCAGGAGGCCCCAUUAGCUACAGUGGUGCUUCAGGUUAAGAACAGUUUCAGGUUAAGUACGGAACGAAUUACGUACUUAAUCCGAGGUACCACUGUAUUAUUAUUACAGUCAUACCUCGAGUUGAAUGCGCUUCGGGUUGAGCGCGUUCGAGUUGCACUCCGCAGCAACCCGGAAGUAAUGGAGUGCGUUACUUCCAGGUUUCGCCGCUCGCGCAUGCGCAGACACUCAAAAUGGCGUCCCGCGCAUGCGCGGUAGUGGCGAAACGCGACACGCGCAGAUGCGCAGUCGCGUCUUGUGUUCCAUUCAGGAUGCGAACGGGGCUCCAGAACGGAUCCCGUUUGCAUCCCAAGGUACCACUGUAUUAUUAGCCAUGAAUGAGUCACAGCCUCUUUAUUUAUAUAUCUAACCCCCACCUAUGAAGUAGGGUCUCUAGCCUACAAAAGCUCAUGCCAUACUCAUACUAAACGUUUUAGUCUCUUUCAUUUUUUUAUUUUGUUUAGGAAUUUAUCUCCCAUCCCUCAGGUCUUGCCGUUCUCAGGGUAGCACUUUUCCAGCACCACAGGACUCGUCAUUAUUUUUGCUGCAGCAGAGUAACACCACUUAUCUUCUGGGAUUGGAAAUGGUGUGAGAAUGGCCAGAUUGUCUCUGCAUGGGCUCCUGGCAUCUAUUAUGGGAUGGAUGGCACAAGCGUAGAAUAUGGAAAGCUGUAUCCCAGCGUACAAGAGAAAUCAGCUUUUAAGAAUGUAAGGAAAGCCCUGCCUCUAAAUUGGAUUUGAUUUAUUGUAUAUCUAUGCUGCUUUUUGUUCAGCUGAAUCUCAAAGCAGCUUACAAACAAUAAAUAACCAUAAUCUACUGAAAAACAGCAGAAUACCACAAAUGCAGCACAAGCCAUUUAAAAGAUUUUUUAAAAGAUAUUUUUAAAUCAUCAAUAAAACAAAUACGAUAUAUAAAUCAUUAUUUUCAAAAUAGCAACUAAAAAAAGAAGUUGAACAGGUAAAUUGGUGGCAGCACAGUCAUUGUUAAUCACAACUUCCAUAAGUUUGCCCCCCAAACAAAAAUUGAAUUUUCGAAAACCUGGACAUAUGGCAGUCGUUGUCGUCGCCCCCCCCCCCACUUUCUGCAAACUCUUGGUCAUUUUGGUUGCCCUUUUCUGAACCUUUUACACCUCUGCAAUAUCCUUCCUGGUUCUGCUUCAACAGGGCUUGUUCUUCUAUAUUUAAUAGUGAUUCCCACCAGUUUUCCCAGAAAAUAUGUUAAGCUAACUUUCCUGUAAUUUCCCAGAUCCCCUCUCUGAAUCCCUUUUUAAAAAAAUGGGUGUUUUACAUUGGCUCCCCCCGCCCGCCCCCCGUUUUCAGAGACAGAGGCUGAUUUUAGGGACAAGUUGCAUGUUUUGGCUAGUAGAUCAGCAGUUUCACAUUUGAGUUAUUUAAGAAUUCCUGGGUGGAUGUUAUCCAGACCCACUAUUUUGUCAAAAAAGCCUAGAACUUUGCUUGCUGUCCCUACUAUUUGCCUAAGUUCCUCAGACUCACUUUCUGUGAGAAUUAGUUCAGGGCCAAGGAUCUGCCCUACAUCUUCUGCUGUGAAGACAGAUGCAAAGAUUUUAUUUAGCGCACGGGUAGGCAAGCUAAGGCCCAGGGGCCGGAUCUGGCCCAAUCGCCUCUUAAAUCUGGCCCAUGGACGGUCUGUGAAUCGGUGUGUUUUUACAUGAGUAGAAUGUGUGCUUUUAUUUAAAAUGCACCUCUGGGUUAUAUGUGGGGCAUAUGAAUUCAUUCAUUGUUUUUCCUUCACAAUAUGGUCCGAGGAACAGUUUACCGGCCCCCUGCUGUAAAAGUUUGCUGAUCCCUGAUUUAAAACUAUUUUCUUCCAUUAGCAUACCUUUGAGUCCCUUGUCCAAAAAAGUCCAACUGCUUCCUUAGCUGACUUCGGGCUGCUAAUGUAUUUGAAUAGGGUUUUUUGGGGGGGCGGUAUUAUUAGUCUUAAUGUUUUAGCAAUGCGUUCUUUUUCCCAUUCCUUAUUGCUACUUGCCUUUCUUUUGCCAAAGUUUAUGUUAACUUGUUAUUAUCAUUUGGACAAUACUUCAAUUUUUAAAAGCGAGACUUCUUCCUACUAACGGCUUCUUUGACUCUGUUCAUUAACCACGCUGGCAUCUUCUUGACGCUGAUCUGUGAUAUACAUUCUAUCUCAGCUUGUAUUUCUCCAGCAAUGGUUUUAAUGGCUGCCUGGCAGAUAUUCAACUUGUAGUGUUUCCUGCAUGGAAAGGCAACGAAACCACACCAGUUGAAUUUUUGAAGCUAUUAGAUGCGAGUUUAUGAAAUAUGUAUUAUUUAAUAUGCUAUGUGUGCAGCUCGGAAAAUGUUGCUCAAUUUUUUUUUUUUUAUUGUCAGUCCUUUUUAGAAAAAGUGUACAGUGGUACCUCGGGUUAAGUACUUAAUUCGUUCCGGAGGUCCAUUCUUAACCUGAAACUGUUCUUAACCUGAAGCACCACUUUAGCUAAUGGGGCCUCCUGCCCCUGCCACGCCGCCGGAACACGAUUUCUGUUCUCAUCCUGAAGCAAAGUUCUUAACCCGAGGUACUAUUUCUGGGUUAGCAGAGUGUGUAACCUGAAGCGUAUGUAACCCGAGGUACCACUGUACUUAAUGGUCCUCUUGUUUUUCCUCCAGUAAGCAAAUUGCAGCGGAUUACCUAAUUAUGAUGGAAGUCUGUGUACACAAUAUCAGAUGUUCCCCCUAUAGCAUAAGUCGAUGUAGACAUAGGCUGUCACAAUUUCAGAAAUGUUUUUGGCUCAUCUGAGUGCCGUUUCCCCAGAUUUGUUUGUAAAUCAUAAAACGAUCAAGCCUGGGUUCUCUACACUUUGAUUGUAAGACAGAAUGCCAAAUAACUUUCCAGCUUGUUGUCUCAGUCCAGGCUAUGGGAUGAUGAACAUGUAUAUAUUCCAGGAAGCUGUUGAUGAACCUGUAUAUCAGCUGUUCUUCCUUCUUACCCUUCUUGACAGUUUAUACUUGGAUUCUUGCUGCAAAGCAUCAACUCAGCCUCAGGUGUGGCUCCCAUGGCUGCCAGUUGCCCUAGGAGGCAUCGCGCAUUCACAGGUGUAUAAAAGGAUUUACGGAAGCCUGUAACCCUCUUGGCACUAAUCAACCGUACCCAGCUGCUACUCUGCAAACUACCCAGAUGGGAGGCUGAGUGGAAGGAUGGGGCCUCGUUCGCAAGGUGAAGGCCUCAGGAGACUUGGAGGUUCUGUGCCGUGACGCACAGAGGAUAUUGUGUUGUCAGAGAUGCAAUGCAGAUCUCUUUGGGGUUGGAUACAGAUUGUGGUGGCGCUGUGGGUUAAACCACAGAGCCUAGGACUUGCUGAUCAGAAGGUUGGCGGUUCGAAUCCCGGCGACAGGGUGAGCUCCCGUUGCUCAGUCCCAGCUCCUGCCCACCUAGCAGUUUGAAAGCACGUCAAAGGGCAAGUAGAUAAAUAGGUACCGCUCCAGCGGGAAGGUAAACGGCGUUCCGUGCGCUGCUCUGGUUCGCCAGAAGCGGCUUAGUCAUGCUGGCCACAUGACCCGGAAGCUGUACGCCGGCCAAUAAAGCGAGGUGAGCGUCGCUACCCGAGUCGGUCACGACUGGACCUAAUGGUCAGGGAUCCCUUUACCUUUACCUUUACAGAUUGUGGUGUGGUCUGAGCCAAAAAAAGAUCAGCAGAAAGUGUGUUAAAGGAAAAUUGCAUAUUUUCCCCACAUUUCUGAAGCUCUGCACCUGGCUGAUUUCGUAUGUUAUGUGGAAGCACAUAACCUGGAAGAACAAGUGAGCUGUGCUUCCUCUUUGAAGUGUAGCAGCUUGACUUCGCUCUAUCACGUCUCCCAUUUACGCUUUCAGAUAUAUCAUUAAGAAGCCAUUGUGGCAAUUACCUAGGAAGGGUACACUAUAACUGCCUUAAGUUCUUAAAUUUCGUUUCCUCCUGUGGUUUCUGUUUGAGCUACAGGCCUGAUUUUAUGGUAUCUGUCCCAGGUAAAUGCUGUCCUUGGGGAGAGAUUACAGGGGUGCCGUGAAAAAAAUGUUGCUAUGAAUUGCUAGGGUUUGCCAUUCUUCAAGUUUCAGCCCUCUUCCCCAGACUCUCUAGAACACCAUCUUUGAGUCCCGUUGUGUCCCUAGAUUUCAUUAGACUACAACUCCCAUCAUCCCUAGUCGGUAAGUUCAGGGAUGAUGGAAAUUAUAGUCCAACAACAUCUAGAGACUCCUAAGAUUGGGGAAGGCUGGUCUAGAAGUUAAAUCUCUUUUUUUUAAAAAAUGAUAUUUAUUAAAGUUUCAACGAAUACAAAAACAAAAAAAUAAAAAUAAAAAUACAAGAAAGUACAAAAUACAGAAAAAAGAAUAAGAUUUUUAAAAUAUAACAAGAAAAGGAAAAAUAAAGGAAAACAUACAAGAUACAGUUAAAAACACAUUGACUUUCCAUAAUAUACCUUCCCUAGCCUUAUUUCCCCGGACCUCCUCGUACCUCCCUUUUUUGUAUUCCAGUUUGGUUUGUUAGUUCAGCAAAUCCUUACCAUUAAGCUGUUCCCCAUUUGUAAACCUUUUUUCAUAUCUCUUAAAGCAUUGCAGCUGGAAACCACUUAGUUUCUAUCUAACAUCCUUCUAAGAUUCAUUAAUUUUACAAUAUUUCUGUAAAUAGUCUUUAAAUUUCUUCCAAUCUUCUUUCACUGACUCUUCUCCCUGGUCUCGGAUUCUGCCAGUCAUUUCUGCUAAUUCCAUGUAGUCAAUCACCUUCAUCUGCCAUUCUUCCAGAGUGGGUAAAUCUUGUGUCUUCCAAUACUUUGCAAUGAGUAUUCUUGCUGCUGUUGUGGCAUACGUAAAAAAAGUUCUGUCCUUCUUUGGCACCAAUUGGCCAACAAUGCCCAGAAGAAAGGCCUCUGGUUUCUUCAGAAAGGUAUAUUUAAAUACCUUUUUUAUUUCAUUAUAAAUCAUCUCCCAGAAAGCCUUAAUCCUUGGGCAUGUCCACCAAAGGUGAAAGAAUGUACCUUCAGUUUUUUUAUAGAAGUUAAAUCUCUGUGUGAGAGGGCAGAUGCAACUUGCGUCUCUGGUGCACAAGCACGUCAGCGUGAACCCUGAGGCACAGGGUAGUGCAAAUCCUGCCAUUUCAGACAUCUCAGCCGCUGAAGCUCAUUUUUCACAUAGGGCAAUUAUGUUUUUCUUUAUCCCAAAGAACUAACACCCUUUUUGCAGAGUGUUAAGAGUUUCUGCAGAGUUACCGUAUUUACCCAAAUGUAAUGCGCCAUCGAGGGACGUGGGUGGCGCUGUGGGUUAAACCACAGAACCUAGGACUUGCCGAUCAGAAGGUCAGCGGUUCGAAUCCCCGCGACGGGGUGAGCUCCCGUUGCUCGGUCCCUGCUCCUGCCAACCUAGCAGUUCAAAAGCUAACGGUCAGGGGUCCCUUUACCUUUACCUUUAAUGCGCCAUCGAAUCUAAUGCACACCCUAGUUUUUGUGAUGUAAUUUGGCAAAAAGGUGUGCAUUACAUUCAGAUAACAGUAGUUAAAAAGUACCCUAUAGCAGGUCAGGUGGGGAGGAACCUUCAGCGGUGGACAGAAGGGAAGUCCUUGGGCAGUGGUCCUUAGCAUGUGACUAGGAAUAUUGCAAUGAGUUCCCUGAGAAGCAAUGACAUAUUUAACAAUUGUGUGUGUGUGUGUGUGUGUGUGUGUGUACAUCACUCUGCACGCAUGGAGUCAUCCACUGUGCCUAACUGCUGACGGAGGAGAUUCCUAUCCUUGCAGAACUAUAUCAGGAGAUCAGAAUAAUCUGCCUCUCCACCGAAGCCAGCCUCGGGCAAGCAUUGCGCAUGCAUUCGGCCCAUAUGCUCCCAGCAUCAGAGAGCACUGCUCAGGCGCGCAAGCCAUGAGGCAGCCAGAGCUGGAUGUUUCUUUGACGGAAGGAAAGCGGUCUGUUGUUCCUCGAAAUUCACUUGGGUGGGGGAGGGAUUGCAUGGUGGCAAAAAUAAAAAAAUGCACUAGUCGUAUACUUUCAGAAAUCAUGCACAUCUGCCCAGGAGUCAGGAAACAGAAAUGGCAUUCUCCCUGUUCGCGUGAUGGGGUUUUAUCUGUCUGCUGCACAUGAUGAAUGUAUGCAAUCAGCUCGACACGACUCUGCCCUUGAGGAGUUCUAGCGCAGAACGCAGUGGCCCGUGUCCUGAUGAGAGAGGGCUGGCAGGAGCAAAUAAAAGCUGUUACACAACAACGACACGGGCUACCCACUUCCAGACACAGCCCGAGGGGCUGCUGUUGAUCUAUGGCAGCCAAAGUGCCUUGGAAUCUGGUGCUCUCAAGGAAUGUCUUGACUCUGAUUAAAAUGUUCCACGAGGCCUUGCUUCAAACGCUGUCUGCAUGUACCAGGGCAGAGUGGAAAGGCAGCCUGUGGACCUCUGGAUGUUGUUGGGACUCCAACUCCCAUCAGCCUCAGCCCGCAUUGCCAGUGGUCAGGGAUAAUGGGAAUUGUAGUCCAGUUAGGAGGGCCUAACAUUCGGGAGCAAGCCAGCAGUAAAUAAUAAUAAUAAUAAUAAUAAUGAUGAUAAUUUAUUUAUACCCCGCCCAUCUGGCUGGGUUUCCCCAGCCACUCUGGGAGGCUUUCAACAGAAUAUUAAAAUACAAUAAUCUAUUAAACAUUAAAAGCUUCCCUAAACAGGGCUGCCUUCAGAUGUCUUCUAAAAGCUUGGUAGCUGUUUUUCUCUUUGACAUCUGGUGGGAGGGCGUUCCACAGGGUGGGCGCCACCACCGAGAAGGCCCUCUGCCUGGUUCCCUGUAGCUUUGCUUCUCACAAUGAGGGAACCGCCAGAAGGCCCUCAGCGCUGGACCUCAGUGUCCGGGCAGAACGAUGGAGUUGGAGACGCUCCUUCAGGUAUACUGGACCAAGGCCAUUUAGGGCUUUAAAGGUCAGCACCAACACUUUGAAUUGUGCUCGGAAACGUACUGGGAGCCCUCUUCAUCCCUCUUCGGGUUCUGGGAGACCAGGGAGGACGAGUGCUUGUUGCAGCAGGAGGGGGAGACACUCGUGUCUCUUCACCGGCCUGACUUGUCUCUGCCUCUUGGCCUCGUUCCUCCCACUGUCCUUCUUCGGCUUCUGCCUCUGGACUUCUCUAAGCCCACUCAUCCCUGUUACCCCCCUCAGCUUCCGAUACCUCCUCUUCCCAGUCUUCUCCCUCUAACUACUCAUUGUUGUCCCACCACCACUCCCCAGCCUCUGAGUCUUCUUGGGGGGUUCCCCAGCUGGUUCCUCCCACCAUUUCUCUUUAUCCAACCUCUCCAUGGGACGUGGGUAGCGCUGUGGGUUAAACCACAGAGCCUAGGACUUGCCGAUCAGAAGGUCGGCGGUUCGAAUCCCUGAGACGGGGUGAGCUCCCAUUGCUCGGUCCCUGCUCCUGCCAACCUAGCAGUUUGAAAGCACAUCAGAGUGCAAGUAGAUAAAUAGGUACCGCUCUGGCGGGAAGGUAAACGGCAUUUCCGUGUGCUGCUCUGGUUCGCCAGAAGCGGCUUAGUCAUGCUGGCCACAUGACCUGGAAGCUGUACACCGGCUCCCUCGGCCAAUAAAGCGAGAUGAGCGCCGCAACUCCAGAGUCGUCUGCGACUGGACCUAAUGGUCAGGGGUCCCUGACCUUUAACCUCUCCAUGACAGUUUCCCACCCUUGUACUAGGGCAGUGUUGUACCGAAAUUGGGUCUCCAGCUGUUUUUCAGACUACAAUUCCCAUCAUCCCUGACAACUGAUCUUGCUUGCUAGGGAUGAUGGGAGUUGUAGUCAUGCUGAUGACACCCAACUAUCUGUUGAUGGAUGGCCAUCCUGACUCAGCCCCAGACACACUGAUCAGAUGUUUGGAAGCUGUGGCUGGAUGGUUAUGUGAGAGCCAGUUGAAGUUAAAUCCUUCAAAGACAGAGGUCCUUUGGCUGGGUCGGGAUGGUAUGGGAUUGGGGGGGCAACUCCCAUCUCUUGCGGGGGCGCAAUUAGUGCCAGCACCGUCCGUUAAGAGUUUGGGUGUAAUCUUCAACACCUCCCUCUCUAUGGAGGCGCAGAUUGCAGCUAUAACAAAGGCGGCAUUUUUUCAUCUCCGCCAAGCUAAGCAGUUGGCUCCUUAUCUCUCUUGCCCUGACCUAGCCACUGUGAUACACGAGACGGUCACCUCCAGACUGGAUUAUUGUAACUCGCUCUACGUGGGGCUGCCCUUGAGACUGACCUAGAAACUCCAGCGGGUGCAGAAUGCCGCGGUGAGACUCCUUACGGGGUCCUCGCUGCGAGAUCACAUUCACCCAGUGCUAUACCAGCUGCACUGGCUCCCGGUGGAGUACAGGAUCAGGUUUAAGGUGCUGGUUUUAACCUUUAAAGCCCUAUACAACCUAGGACCCUCGUACCUAUGGGACCGCCUCUCCUGGUAUGUCCCACAGAGGACCUUACGGUCUUCAAACAAAACAUCUUGAAGGUCCCGGGACACAGAGAGGUUAGGCUGGCCUCAACCAGAGCCAGGGCUUUUUCAGCCAUGGCCCCGAUCUGGUGGAACGCUCUGCCACAAAAGACUAGGGCCCUGUGGGGACUUGACAUCUUUCCGCAGGGCCUGCAAGACGGAGCUGUUCCACCAGGCCUUUGGCCAAGGCACAGUCUGACCCCCUCCUUUGGUAAUCCUCACAGAACUUUAGCCCAAUGGUUGCCAUUAAUUUGAUUUGAAUUAAUUUUAUAAUGAAAUGAUUUUAGAAUGUUGUAUUAUUUUACUGUUGUUAGCCACUCUGAGCUCGGCUUCAGCUGGGGAGGGCGGGAUAUAAAUAAAAUUUUAUUAUUAUUUUAUUAUUAUUAUUAUGUAUUAUUAGUCCCAAAACAGCUGGAGACCCAAGUUCCAGAAAUACUGACUGCCCUAGGAUGUGAAGUGGGAUCUUCUUUUUAGCAGCCUUAAUUUUGUGGAAUUGCUUCCAAAUGGAGCCCAGUGUUUCUCCUCCCCCCCUUCUUUUAAAAUACUUUUAACGAUUUGACUCUGUUGUGAAUGUUCUGUUAUAUUACCAGAGGAGUGUUGGCUUUUUGUCCAUUUUUACUGCAUUUGAGAGGUAUUAAUUAACAACUCUUGAAUGCAAUUUGAGAAGAGCUGGGUAUUAAAUGUAACCUUUAUUACGAAUUUAGAGCACUGAACACUCUGCGGUGAAUACUCAUUAUAAGACAUCUUUAUGAACUAUGGUCACUUGGGAAGCAAUUAUUAGUGUUUGCAGAAUCUUUAAUCACCACUUUGAUAUCCAACAAGCAAAGGGUUUUAUAGAGUCCUGACAUUCAUUUUGCAGAAAGAAAAACUCAAUUUAAUGGUAGCUUUGGUGCCAGUGGGGCUUAAAAAAAAAUCAAUUCAGCAGUUACUGGCAUGGCCUUUUAUCCUCAUAUGGAGUUGUUUGCGUUCUUUGCAAUUCAUGAAUGUAUAUUACUAAAUUAAUUCCUGCUUCCCUGCUGUUCAGAAAUAAUUGAUUCAAUAAUAAAGAGUUGUGAUCUGAUACCUAUAGCUGCUUCUAGGCAGAGGAUCAGAUAGUAGAUUAGUCAUUUCUCUCCGCAGGCAAGGGAUUUUUUCCGAAAUAUAUUGUGUGCAGUUCCACGAAAAUUUGAUGCUUUCCCAUCUUUGUUGUUGUUUAGUCGUUUAGUUGUGUCCGACUCUUCGUGACCCCAUGGACCAGAGCACGCCAGGCACUCCUGUCUUCCACUGCCUCCCGCAGUUUGGUCAAACUCAUGUUGGUAGCUUCGAGAACACUGUUCAACCAUCUCGUCCUCUGCCGUCCCCUUCUCCUUGUGCCCUCCAUCUUUCCCAACAUCAGGGUCUUUUCCAGGGAGUCUUCUCUUCUCAUGAGGUGGCCAAUGUAUUGGAGCCUAAGCUUUAGGAUCUGUCCUUCCAGUGAGCACUCAGGGCUGAUUUCCUUCAGAAUGGAUCGGUUUGAUCUUCUUGCAGUCCAUGGGACUCUCAAGAGUCUCCUCCAGCACCAUAAUUCAAAAGCAUCAAUUCUUCGGCGAUCAGCCUUCUUUAUGGUCCAGCUCUCACUUCCGUACAUCACUACUGGGGAAAUCAUAGCUUUAACUAUACGAACCUUUGUUGGCAAGGUGAUGCCUCUGCUUUUUAAGAUGCUGUCUAGGUUUGUCGUUGCUUUUCUUCCAAGAAGCAGACGUCUUUUAAUUUCGUGACUGCUGUCACCAUCUGCAGUGAUCAUGGAGCCCAAGAAAGUAAAAUCUCUCUCUGCCUCUCACGCAAGGAUAGGAGAGGGACGGGAAGUCCCAUUGCGCAAAUGGAAGUCCUUGUGCGAAGAGGAUGACUUGGUUGGGUGCGACCCGUGGUCUCCACAGGGACCUAGGAUUAUUCAGGCAACAUUUCCUGCCCUUUCCGAUGGCCUUAGUUGGAAGACAGGAGCGCUCUCCAAACUUCUCUGAGGCAAAGGAAUGGGCCUGAGUUUCUGGAUCAAACAAGAUGGGAACUGUCUUCAAGUUUUCUCAUAGGCCAUUGCCAGGCAACAGCUCCCUCCAAGUUCCUCCGAGUGAGAGGAGUGGGACUGAGCAGCUGGAACCGUGAUGGAAGCAGUUUCCAGGCAGCACUCCCAAAAUAAAAAUAUCUUGCAAAUUUGCUUGGAAGCCUAAGAGCUUGGGGGGGGGGGAUAUUCCUAGAACUGCCAGAUUUUUAAAGGUCAUUCCUUUAAAAAUCUGGCGCAACCAUCUCCAGUGAGGAAUUGUGCAUGGAAUUCUCAUCAAAGUGGGAUACGUAUGUUUUUUUCCUCAUUUUAAGCUUACACCUUGAAAACCCAUCCAAGCAGUCUACCUUCCUUGGCCCCUCAAUAAGGGACCAUUGUUGUAACACAGCUUGCUUUUUAAGCAAAUGCCCGGCACAGUGUUAAGCAUUCGUAUGUGAGGCACACACUUGAGAACUGAUCCCUGCUGAAAACAGUGAAGCUCCGUUCUACGUAAACAUGCAUAGCUGUGAGUGACACAUGCCAAGUUUUUGCUUAUUUUCAUUCUAAAUGUGGGCCUUUACCUUUCAGAUCUUGCUUGGUUAAGCUAAAAAUGAAAUUCCAAUAACAUUUCCCUCCUCCGAAGCGGACUUUAGGAACUCCCUCAGGGAUUUUUGUGUUUCUUGCCUUUGUUUUAUUCCCAGCAAAAUGUGUGCUUGGUGUUUUCCAGUCUGUUGCUGUGUGAUUUAUGAGCCUUUCAUGAGCAGACAUCCACCAGCUUGUAAAUAAUUGCACUGACAAGGAAGGCCAGUCUGGUAAACAGAUUAUUCCUAAUUGUGCAGGGAGAGAGUCAGGAAUCCUACUGUCACAUCCAGAAGCAUACCUCAUUCCUCAUGUUUUUCCAAAGCCCUGGCUGAAGACUUAAAGGGCAAGCCACGUCAUAGUUGUGCGAGCGGAGUAUAAAUAAAAUAUGUGUGCAUUGAGUCAGGAAAGAAUCUGCAUAUGCAAGUGAACUGGCCAAAAAAUGAAUUGGUAUUCUUCCAAGGCUGGUUGAACAUUAUUGCCACAGACUGAAAAAAGCUAUACUCUUUGGCACAACAUACCCUAGUAUACUUAAUACAUGAUACUCUGGGCAACAUUUACUGCCCUGGGAACCUCUAGCUAGAGUUGUAAAUACAAUAGAUAAUAAUUAGAAUAAUUUGUAACAGAAGCUCCACCUGGCUUCUUCGAAGAUGAGCAGCUAGCAAGGUAUCCACUCAGCUUGCUGUUUAUGAGAAAUCAGCUUUGUAAAGGCUUAACUUCCCUGAUUUGCAAUUCUCUGAAGACCUCUUGCUGCCUUCUCCCUGACCUCCAUUUUCUUUUGGUCUGCAGGCUUGUUAAUUGGUUCUGGCUGUGCUCUUUAUCCUCUGGGCUGGGACAGUGAAGAAGUCCGGCAGACCUGUGGUUACCUUUCCAACCAGUUUGAGCUGGGUAAGUAAGUGGCUGCCAAUGGAGCAGGUUUAAAUAAAGUUAACGGUUUUGACUGACUCUGCUGAAGCACUUUGCAUGAUCUGCUUAAGCCUUUCUGUCGCCCUGACCACUGAAAUUCCGCCGCCACCAAAGUUAGGACAGUUGCCACCAGCCCUCCUGUUACAGAGGAAAAGGUCUGCCUGCUGUCUACUCUUGAGAAACUGCCAAGAUUUUAUUGUAUUUGAUUUGUGGUAUGCUACCUGUCUCCUCCCACUAGUAGCUUGGGAGGUCUGCAGGAACACCAUGAGGCUGCAGAUGGGUGAUUUGGGAUUGUAGUACAGUGGUACCUCGGGUUAAGAACUUAAUUCGUUCCGGAGGUCCGUUCUUAACCAGAAACUGUUCUAAACCUGAGGUGUGCUUUUGCUAAUGGGGCCUCGAUUUCCGUUCUCAUCCUGAGGUAAAGUUCUCAACCCGAGGUACUACUUCCGGGUUAGCGGAGUUUGUAACCUGAAGUGUUUGUAACCCGAGGUGUUUGUAACCUGAGGUACCACUGUAUACAGUGGACACUCGGGUUGCGAACGUGAUCCGUGCAAGAUGCACGUUCGCAACCCACAGCAUUCACAACCUGCAUCUGCGCACACAUGGGUUGCGAUUCGGCGCUUCUGUUCAUGCGCAAAGCGCAAUUGCCGAAACCUGGAAGUAACCCGUUCUGGUACUUCUGUGUUUCAACAGUCCGCAACUCGAAAAAACGCAACCUGAAGCGGCUGUAACCCAAGGUAUGACUGUAUAGCAUGUCUCCCAGUUGUCAUCAUGAGGCAUGCGCAAAGUGCUAGGGAAAGAGGCGGAGAGGGAUCUGCCUGCUGCUUUGUAUCCAGGGACCUGAUGCUUCCAUCUGCUUCAGAGUGGGCCGUUCGUGUCACUUAAACUCUUGAGCUCAUGACUUGGAGUCAUGGUGGCUCUCCCCUUGUUGCUCUCCCAAGUGCUGCAAAGCAACAGAGGGUGGCUGAAGCCUGCCCAGUUGAAUGAAUAAGCAAUCCAGUAGCAGAGAGUUGCCUGGAGGCAAUGUGCCAAAGGGGUUUGGGGGGACAGGUGAGCUAAUGAGCAACUUGAUCUCUUGUCUGGAGAUCCUAAGCAAACUCUACUGGGGCAGAAGUACUGUAUUUUUCCUUGUAUAACAUGCCCUCAUGUAUAAGACGAUCCCUAUUUUUUGGGACUGCAACAAAAAAAUUUUUAGGGGGAAAUUGUUGAGCUUUUUUUGGGGGGGGGGAGAUUGCCCAGAGUUGUUGAGAGCCAGUGUGUUGUAGUGGUUAAGAGCAGCGGACUUGUAAUCUGGUGAACUGGGUUCGCUUCUCCACAUGCACCUGCUGGGUGACCUUGGGCCAGUCACACUUCUUUGAAGUCUCUCAGCCUCACUCACCUCACAGAGUGUUUGCUGUGUGGGAGGAAGGGAAGGAGAUUGUUAGCUGCUUUGAGAUUCCUUAAAGGUAAAGGUAAAGGGACCCCUGUUAGGUCCAGUCGCAGACGAUUCUGGGGUUGCGGUGCUCAUCUCACUUUACUGGCCGAGGGAGCCAGCGUACAGCUUCUGGGUCAUGUGGCCAGCAUGACUAAGCCGCUUCUGGCGAACCAGAGCAGCACACAGAAACACCAUUUACCUUCCCGCCGGAGCGGUACCUAUAUAUCUACUUGCACUUUGUGCUUUCAAACUGCUAGGUUGGCAGGAGCAGGGACCGAGCAAUGGGGGCUCACCCCGUCGUGGGGAUUUGAACCGCCGGCCUUCUGAUCGACAAGCCCUAGGCUCUGUGGUUUAACCCACAGCGCCACCCGUGUCCCAUUUCAGACUUCUUAGGGUAGUGAUAAAGCGGGAUAUCAAAUCCAAACUCCUCUUCUUCUUUUGGGGGGUGGUCACCAACCCCAAUCGCUCGACCUUCCCACUCGACGCAACCACAGCCAAUUGCAUGCACCCCUUCCCACUGCCGUAAAUCAACCAACCAAUUGCUGCAGCCAAUUAUCAGCAGGCCUCACUGCAGCAACCAAUCACCGCUGAUAAUCUCCUGCUGGCUGCUGCCACCAAUCACCCUCUGCUUUCCGUCUAUAAGACGACAUGCAAUUUUUGCCUAUUAUUUCUAAGGAAUAAAGUACAGGUAAAGGGACCCCUGACCAUUAGGUCCAGUCGUGGCCGACUCUGGGGUUGCGGCGCUCAUCUUGCUUUAUUGGCCGAGGGAGCCGGCGUACAACCUCCGGGUCAUGUGGCCAGCAUGACUAAGCCACUUCUGGCGAACCAGAGCAGCACAUGGAAACACCGUUUACCUUCCCGCCGGAGCGGUACCUAUUUAUCUACUUGCACUUUGACAUGCUUUCGAACUGCUAGGUUGGCAGGAGCAGGGACCAAGCAGCGGGAGCUCACCCCAUCGCGGGGAUUCGAACCGCCGACCUUCUGAUCGGCAAGUCCUAGGCUCUGUGGUUUAACACAUAGCGACACCCGCGUCCCUUUUGAAGACAACAUAGACGUUGUCUUCAUAAUGGGAUGUGAAAGAUUUCUGCAUAACUAAUGUUUGUGUCAAUCUGUUUUCUCAGGUUAGGAUUGAACAGGUGAUCGUAGCUGAACCAGGAGCAGUCCUGCUGUAUAAAAACAGUGCCACCCGCAUCCCUAUUUCUAAGGAAUACAUAGCGUCUUUUUCCUAAAACUAGCAUUCAUCAUCUGGCAAUUCUAGCUUUUGGGUCAUCCCUAGUGACAAGACACCAGCUUGUAGACAAUGCGGACAUUGCAGCCCAAGCGAGGCACCCAAGUCCCCCACACUGAAAUGGGAAGUUGUGCAUAAUUCUCCGUCUUGACGUUAUUGGGAUAGAAAAGUCCCGUUUUAAUAUUCGCGCACCCAAAAUAACGACAUGCCUUGUAACAAAAAUGCACCUCUUAUUUGUUCUUUGCAGUGUUUCCUUGAAUUAAUUGCCGUUUGCAUUUUUAAUUUAAAAGGGGGGGAAAGAAAUAUAAUAAUGGUGAAACCCAUCUAAUAUUGUCCUUUGUGUUUUGUUUACCUGUAGGCACCUGUGAAAUUGGCUGGGCUUACUAUUGUACUGGAGGAGGAGCUGCUGCUGCCGUGUUGAUCUGCACUUGGCUGGCCUGCUUCUCUGGCAAGAAGCAGAAACAGUACCCUUACUGAGACCAGAAAGACGCAGCACAAAGAGAACCAGUUUAGGGAUUUGGAGUGGGGGUGGGGUGGGGGGAGAGAGAGAGGAAAAUAAAUGUGCAUGUAAGCCUUUCUUGGAAAGGUGCAAUCUGUUCUUCACUGUAGCCAGAUCAAUAUAAACAAGACUCAGUGACGUUUGACACUGAAUGAACAGUGGGGUUUUCUGUAACUUAGGGGUAUAAACCAGGAAUUUCAUGGAGCUUAACCACUUUAUUCCUAGCCUAUUGUGGUGUAGUAGAAAAUGCAGGAAGUAUUCACUUUCUUGUGUGUAGAGAGGAGGAAAUUAAGGGUUUUUAAGCAGUGCUUCAGUUGAAAGGGUUGAAAAAACAACGUGCUGGAAGACAAGGAUGUAGCCUUAUAAAAUAUUAUUUAACAUGACAGGGGAUUGGACAUAAAGGGGGCAUUUCUUCACGGUUUUGUUACUCUCACAGUGUGAGUAACCAGAUUUCUCUGACGUGAUCAGCCGCGUCAGCUCACAGCUAUAGCACCUGCCUUGUGUGUGUGUGGAUGGCAUCUAUUUUGAGGCCUUAAAAGUAUUAGCCAAUCUGAUGCGGAGUUUUAAUUUUGUGAACUUAACUAUGAAACUUGUUACGUGACUCCUGUAAAGCACAUCUGCCUACUUUUGCACAGACACUUUUCCCUUCACACGGCACCUAACUGCAGAUUAUGUGGAGAUUAUUUUUUUUACAAUGUACCAGGCUCCAGCCAAUUGGACUAGUUUGCCUGUCUGCGUACCAUUAAGCAGUUUGUAGUAGUAGUUGCGGAAGGCUCUGAUACUCAGGCAAAGCAGCCAAGGGGUUUUCUUUGUUAUUAAAAUAAAAAAAAAAAGCACAGAGAUCCACAUCAAGUCAUUUCUCUCCUUUCACAAAUGCACAUACUAACUCACUCCUUUACUUUCACAUAACCUGCAGAAAUAUGGCCAAAGUACACAUUGCAUAUGUUUUUACAGGUAUUUGUGUGUACAGUCAAACCUCUUCUUACAUCCGCCUCUGCUCGCGUCUGUUUCGCCCAAUGUCCGCUGCAAACCCAGAAGUAACCGGCAGGUUUGCCGCCGUUUGUGCAUGCGCAGGAGCGGCGAUUGCCGUUCGCAUAUGCGCAGGAGCAGGCAAUUGCCAUCCGCGCACAACGGUGCCUCUCCCAGCGACCCGUUUCGACUUCCAGCCGGGCUCAGGAACGGAUUGUGGUCGUGAGUAGAGUCUUUUUUGGCACGGCGGGUGGGGAGAAUUGAGCGUAGUUCCAUCCCACCAUCACAAUUCCACGAUGCAAAAAAGGGGCGUUACUCUAUUGCAGACAUUUUGUAAAGUAUACAUUUGGCGUGCACGUUCUUCGCACCUAUGCAACAUAGGUUUCUCUUCAUUCACAGAUGGAAAUGCUCACAGAUUGCCUGUUCAGCCCCACCUUCCUCCAUGUUAAUUCAUGCACACAUACCUCAAAGCACAGCACAUAUACAUUCACAGACCCCAUUUAUAUACACUGCCUCUUCAGGCAUGCUUUUUAACGCUUUCGUCCUGUUGAUUCAUUGCAUUCGCUCCAUAGAGAAGCAACGAAGACCAGUAUGUCCUCUGCUGCUUCCUUCUUUCGCUGCACAGCUUUAGAUGUUCAUCAAAAGUAGCAACAAAGGAAAUGCAAGCGACUUGCUUCUGCUCUAGUAGUUUUCAUGUGAAAGGGAGAUGCGGGCAUUGCCCGCUGCAAUCUCCUUGGCACAGAGAGUGCGUCUCGAUGUCGCACAAGACCAAGAAACAGCAACAGAGGACAAGUCUUUCUUUGUUUACUUGGAUAGUUUUGUUUCGAGACCACUACUUUCAUUACUGCUUCGGGCGACGAGCCGCUCGCAGAAAAUCACUGUGGAGCAGAGCAAUUGCGAUCAAUACUCCUUGCACUUCUCUUUUGUUUUGCUCUGCUCUAGAUCAUACGAAUUUCAGUAUUAUACCACGUUUUAAACUAAAACAAAAACCCUAAUGGACUAAAGGGCCAUUUUUUCCAGUAUUUUAUAUAAUCUGUGUACACGUGUUCUCAUGUUUUAUUAAUGGCCUUUUCAGACCUAUAUACAUUUUAUUAACCUCAAUGUUUUUCCAAGUUUCUUACCAAAAUGCAAUAUUUUACUCAGCGUAUGUAGCCUUUUAGAUAGGGACGUUCUAUGAAGGGCAGGAAGCAGACAGUUCUGUCCAGUGAGAAUUGUGGGUGUGGCACAGUAGAAUAUUAUGACUUAUGCAAGAGCAACAACAAACAUCUUCCAACUUUUGUUACUAAUAGCUAGGUACUUAUUGACGUAUUGUGCUGUAUUGUUUAUUUUAAUAUUCAUCUUUGUAAUAUAAUAUGAAAUGUACGAUAUCGUUUGUAUUUUAGAAUCUGUAAAUAAAUGUCUUCUCUAUGAUACUUCAGCCGUCUGGUUGAGUUUCCCUUCCUCCUUUAUUUUUUAUUAUUACUUACUAAAUUUAUAUACUCAUCUAUCUUUCAUAGCUGUGGCUUUACAGGAUAAGUGUAAAUGUCAGCCUGUACCUUGAAAGUAGGAUAUCCACUUGCAAAGGCUGCCAAACCGAGUGGGGUAGGACUGACAUUAAAUAACAUUGCUUUUCUGGAAAAGUGACGUGUUCGAAGAACUCCCACAAGGCCCCAUACAUGAGAGGUUUGUC
Messenger RNA from Podarcis lilfordi (Lilford's wall lizard), 28841 nucleotides. The record is from the annotation of a GenBank genome assembly. Lineage: Eukaryota; Metazoa; Chordata; Lepidosauria; Squamata; Lacertidae.